Messenger RNA from Monopterus albus (swamp eel), 6139 nucleotides. It is a transcript of the gene dselb, whose product is annotated as dermatan sulfate epimerase like b. Bases 1 to 3585 code for a protein of 1194 amino acids. The record is from RefSeq and is a predicted model, not a curated record. Lineage: Eukaryota; Metazoa; Chordata; Actinopteri; Synbranchiformes; Synbranchidae. Gene Ontology annotation, molecular function: sulfotransferase activity; chondroitin-glucuronate 5-epimerase activity. The transcript has a single exon.
AUGGCAUCUAACUGGGUGGUUUAUUUAUUCUCAGGGGUCUUCAAUGCCACAGACAGAGACAUUUUUACAGAUGACUUGCUGCAGGUCAGGCUCACACAAAACAGAACGGCUGAGCAGUGGAAACUCCGCUCUGCUGAUUUCCAUCCAAACCUAUAUUUUAACCAAGCGGAUGUGUUGCACUUGAGGCAAAGGUCCUCCACCACCCACAGUCAUAUAUUUAAAGUCAUCCGGGGGGCUGUGCUUACCAUGUUGUCUUAUGUCCCCUUUUACCUGCCCCCUGUGAAACAUGAAGAGUUUACAAGCAAGUGGAAUGAGAUUUAUGGGAACAACCUGCCUCCCCUGGCGCUCUACUGCCUGUUGUGCCCAGAGGACUCUGCUGCCCUGCAGUUUCUUAUUAAGUUUAUGGAUAGGAUGGCUGACUACCCGGACUGGAAGGUGACUAGUGCCCCGAAUGAUGAGGUGCCCAUGGCACAUUCUCUCACUGGGUUUGCUACUGCUUAUGACUUUAUUUACCCUCACCUGGAUGGUCACAGAAGAGAGGUUUACCUCAAGAAAAUCCGCUCUGAGACAGAAGCACUGUAUGAGCUCUCUAAGUACAGGGGGUGGGGGAAACAAUAUCUCCAGAAUCAUCAAACUACUAACAUAUUAGCCAUCCUGACUGGUGCAAUGGUGGUUGGUUCACAUGAUGACCCAGAGUCGAUGAUAUGGAAACAAGUGGCAGUGAACUACAUGGAGAAAACUAUGUUUCUCCUAAAUCAUAUUGUCGAUGGGUCUCUGGAUGAGGGAGUAGCCUAUGGGAGCUACACAGCCAAGUCCAUCACACAGUAUGUCUUCUUAGCUCAGCGCCAUUUCAACAUUGACAGCAUGCAGAACAACUGGCUACGGGAACACUUCUGGUUUUAUUAUGGCACUCUGUUGCCGGGCUUUCAAAGAACAGUUGGCAUCGCAGACUCAAACUACAACUGGUUUUAUGGGCCGGAGAGUCAGCUUGUGUUCCUUGACACAUUCAUCAUGAAGAAUGGAACGGGUAACUGGCUAGCUCAACAGAUUAGAAAGCACAGACCCAAGGAUGGUCCCAUGGGGCAGUCGUCUGCCCAGCGUUGGGCUACGCUUCACACAGAGUAUAUCUGGUACAACCCCCACCUCACACCGCAACCUCCCCAUGACUUUGGCAAAGCGAGGAUGCAUAUUUUCUCAAACUGGGGUGUGGUUACCUAUGGAGCAGGGCUGCCGAACGGCCAGGGUAAUACUUUUGUCUCCUUUAAGUCCGGCAGGCUGGGUGGCCGUGCAGUCUAUGACAUUGUCCAUGACAAGCCGUACUCGUGGGUGGAUGGAUGGAGCAGCUUUAACCCAGGUCACGAGCACCCAGAUCAGAACUCCUUUACAUUUGCUCCUAAUGGACAAGUUUUUGUGUCUGAAGCACUUUAUGGCCCAAAGUACAGCUAUCUCAACAAUGUUUUGGUGUUCAGCCCCUCUCCUACCAGCCAGUGUAACAGUCCGUGGGAGGGUCAGUUGGGGGAGUGUGCUAAGUGGCUGCGUUGGACUGAUGAAGGGGUGGGCGAUGCCAGAGGGGAGGUGAUUGCUGCUUCCUCACAUACAGACACCAUGUUUGUGAGUGGUGAAGCUGUGUCUGCUUACUCCCCUGCUAUGAGAUUAAAGAGUGUGUUCAGAGCCUUAGUUCUGCUCAACUCACAGACUUUGCUGGUGCUUGACCACGUGGAGAAGCGGGGUGAUUCACCUGUGAAGUCGCUCAGUGCUUUUUUCCAUAAUCUCGACAUUGACUUUAAAUAUGUUCCUUUUAGAUUCAUGGACAGAUAUAAUGGCGCGAUGAUGGAUGUGUGGGAUGCUCAUUAUAAAAUGUUCUGGUUUGACAGCCAGGGUCACAGUCCUGAUACCAGGAUACAAGAGGCAGAGCAGGCAGCUGAGUUUAAAAAGAGGUGGACUCAGUAUGUCAAUGUCACUUUCCCAGUGACAGGCACAGUCAGCAGAGUAGCAUAUGUGUUACAUGGGCCAUAUGUCAAAGUGUCCAACUGUAGAUUCGUGGAUAACAGCAAAAAUGGAGUGAGGCUUUCUUUAAUUAUAAAUGACACAGAGAAGUUGGUGUCUAUAGCCACGAACUAUAAUGACAUAGGAGCGAGGGCGACUUAUUUAGGAUUUGGAGGUCACUGUAAAGUUGAGGAUAAAUUUCAAAUCACUCGAUAUGGCCUCGGGACUCAGCUCACCCCCAAACAAGUCAGCAGUGAUAAUCAGCUGUUUGACUUUGGAUUUAGAGUCAGUGUAAUUGCAGGGGUUGUUCUCUGUGUGGCCAUAGGAUUUCUGACCAUGCAGAGAAAGUUUUAUGUUUGCUUCAACAGGCUGAUGCGUUACACCCUCCUAUCUGUGCUCAUUCUCUGGAUAGCUGAGCUGCUGUUUGUGUCUAACAGCUGCGAUCAGCUACUCUGUGGGGUAAAAUGGAAAGGUGCGGGUGCCAAAAGUGAAAUAAACAAACAAAUCAGAAUUUACGAGCAGCAUCGGCUCCCCCUUCCAACUGUUGUCAUAACAACGCUGCCUGGAUCGGGAUCAGAAAUACUCAAGCACCUUUUCUACAACAGCUCGGACUUUGUUUACAUAAGGGUUCCCACUGAGCAUGUGGACAUUCCUGAGACUGAGUUUGAGUUUGAUUCAUUGGUCGACGCCUGCGAGUGGUCAAGGCUAGACGCCUUGCACGGACGGUUUAAGAUUAUUCAGGGAUGGCUGCAUUCGCUUGUUCAUAACACCAAGUUGCAUUUGCAAAAUAUUCAGCUGGUAGAGAGCAGUGGGAUCAAACAAGCCCAGAGCGUCGGCCCCUCCAGGGAUAGAAAGAAAAGAUCUAGGAGGAGAGAACCGGCGUCUGAGCUGAAAGGCAAACUGAGGGCCAGUCUGGACAGAGAUGCAGAGUACGUCAGGGAGAUGAGACGCCACGUUGCGGAGUAUCCUAAUGCCCGCGUGGUCCUCAACAUGCGGAGUGGGAGCUGGACGCUCAAAUUGGCUUUCAUUCAGGAGGUGGUGGGGCCUUCCUUGAGGACAAUCUACAUGUUAAGAGACCCACGAGCAUGGAUUUAUCUCAUGGUUUAUAACAGCAAACCCAGCCUUUACUCCCUUAAGAACAUCCCGCAGCACCUUUCCUUGAUAUUCAAGGAGGAUGCGUGCCCAAGUGUGGCACCAGAGUUUAAAACAAUCCAGAGGCUGCUAUCCCUUUCAGAGAGAAACCCAGUCCUGAUACUGGCUCAUCUGUGGCUGGCUCACACCACAGCGGUGCUGAGGAUCAGUGAGAACCUCCCCCAGGAGUCUUACCUCCAAGUGAGGUUUGAGGACGUGGUCAACUUUCCACAGGAAACCGCAGAGAGCAUACACACAUUUCUCGGGGUGCCUGUCUCAACUGCAGCCCUCAACCAACUUAUAUUCACCACCUCCACAAGCCUGUACAAUCUAAUGUAUGAGGGAGACAUUUCACCAAACAAUAUUAUCAUGUGGAAACAAAAUAUGCCUCGAAAAGACAUCAGACUAAUAGAGGAUGUAUGUGGCAGUGUGAUGAAGAGGUUGGGUUACACCGGGUUUGCCAGUUAACUUACCGCUGCUGGUCAGCUGAUGUUGAGCUUUCUUGUUUACUUUAGCUGCCAUCGAGUUCUGUAAAGUUGUUCUGUUGCACUGACCUGAAAUUUUGAAACAAGAUGUUACAAGUUGAGAAAAACUGGAUUGCAUUCCUGUCUCUCUCAAGUUUUUUUUUUUCCUUUGGUUAGUUGUAUGUGUUUGGGUGUAAGUGUUGCACUGACUAAAGCAGCAGAUGUUUUUGAGGGAGUAAUAUUUUACAUAAGAAUAGGUGAAAUGGGAGCUUGGGUAUUCUUUUCCCCCAGCUGCCCUUCACACUUACUUGUAGCAUUCUUGUAGUUUCACUCUUGAGUGAAACUUUAGACCUUUACUAUCUUACAAGCAUAUGAUGCCCACCAAAUUUAAAUUUUAUCUUCUUGCUCCAUCCUAAAACACCUCAGUUUGUCUGUGAAGAUAAUUUACUGUGUUUUCAUCGCUGAUCUGUGAUGUCAGAAAGGUAUUUGUGCAAAAUCUGUAAUUGCUGGAAUUAUUUUCAGGAAGAUCAAGAGAUAUGUGCUGGUUUAGAACAGAUGCAUUAUGAAGCUCAUAAAAAAAUAAGACUCAUAUUUAUGGACAGUCUCAGUUUAGGUUGUAGCUUUGGGAGAAUAAUCUGCCCGUCAUAAAUUUUAAUAUCCAAACCCUGAGUGCUGUUUCCCUUUAAAACUGUAAAAAUGCUGCAAUGUAUAGACUCAAAGCAAAGCAGAGAACAAGAAGAUGACAGGGGUACUUUAUUACUAUGAUACAGUCAUAUAAAUAUUAUGGAUAAUAUUUUCAUUAUACUGGUAGAGUGGUUUUAUUUGAAGCUCAAAGAUGUCAUGAUGGUUUGGUGGCUUAUUGUGUGUCUGCACAGAAAGCGUUUCAGUCACAUUUUACAGUCAUCUGCCUCGUGUGUCUGAUGGAACAGAUGUGCUUCUAGUUUAAUCAAUCCAGCUAUCUGCACGGGCCACAUAAUGGCUCACACCGUAUACCUGCAAAGAAGGCUCGACUUGUAUUUUUAUGCUUCAGGUCUCUUUUAUCAAGUGUGUUCUUUGUAACCGCAGCGAUUGUGUGUUGGGCUGGGUGACCUACAGCUCAACACUGCACCUGAACACCUUCUGUGUGGACACAGGUGGAGAACUGUAUGCCUGCUGCUCUGCUAACAUGCUGCUCACACUGCUGUGGUGACAUGGUGUUAGUGCUUUCACAAGGACUCUUCUGAUUAUAUGUGGGAUUCAGUGUAUUUCCUAAAGCUAACUUUUGGCACUCGAUUAGCUUGGAAAACCUCUGAAGAUAUAUGAAACUCUGAUGUCUAGAAGAAAGAAAGUAUUUAUGGGUUCCAAAGAUUUAUAUCCCAAAGGAUCGGGGAUGAAUAUGAUUAUUUUAACUCCCUUUAGCAUUUACUGAAUUAGAUCAGAGGGAAUUGCUUAAUAGGGAUCAAACUGAAAAAGAAAACUGUCAGCCUUUAUACAUUUCUAGUCAAAGCAAUUUCCAAAGCAUCCCCCACAGUUACUUAUAUUAAUCUGCAAAUAAUGCCAUAACUGAGGCUGACCCUGCAUUUUAUGGCUACACUAUCUUCUCUGUAAAGGCCUGGAGGAAGUGCACACUUCAUUUGAUUCCCUGUCAUGGUAAAUCAGAUAUCCAGUGAUCUUUUUUGGCCAUUGUCUUGAAAGUGAUCAGCAAGCAUUGGACUGAACGGGGAUGGGGGGAAAGCAAGAGACCAUGUCUACUCUGUGAUGUUAUGGUCUUUGGCCUGGGCACAAAUGUAUGUUCCUCAAUAACCUCUGAUGCUGUCUUGCUUAAACAUCACUGUAAUGUAAAUGGAUCACAUGUAACGUGCCACAAUUACAGACUCUCCAUUGCAUCUGUAAACAUACUGUUCCCAUUUUGGAAAUCUCUCAGCUAGAAACAGUCCUGCUUGUUUUCUCCUUCUUUAUGAACAAUGAAACCCUUGACUGCCUGGAAAACCUGUUUGAUGUUUGUGGUCUUUGAAUGUGUAGACUUGGCAGACAUGCUUUCACUUUAGUGUUGCAAUCCUGUUACCAACUCUGUUUUGUAUUUGCUCGUGGGGAUAUGGUUCCUUGCUUCUGUGGCCUUGAAUUACAAUAAUUUCUUUAUAAUGGUUUUCUGUGGGCUCUGGAGCAGGAGGCGGACAUAAUGUAAAAAAUAAAUAGAUAAAUAAAUUUGAAACAUUUAUUGGCAACCAGUUUUUGUUGUAGUGAAUUAACUUGAACUAUGAUUUUAGUAUGUACCAUGUGAUUGUGUUGCAUUAUGUAACAUCAGUCCUUAUUGUUAUUACACUCAUGUUAAACCAUUUGUUAUCAGUGCUGGAAGAAGUACUCGGAUCAUUUCCUUAAGUAAAAGUACAAAAGCUUUACCAUCAAAACAUACUUAAAAUUUUCAAAGUUAUGUGGCACAUUUAACGUUAAUUUUUAUCAUAUUAUAAUUAUUGAUGUUUUACUGUGUACGUCACAUUUAAUGUUGCAGCAGGUAAAACUGGAACUACUUUUAACUAGUUUAUGUGGUUGUGAUCUGAAUUACUGCUGGUUGGCAAGUU